This is a messenger RNA of Olea europaea var. sylvestris, 2516 nucleotides long. RefSeq names its product probable inactive receptor kinase At5g58300. Gene Ontology annotation, molecular function: protein binding; ATP binding; protein kinase activity. NCBI's taxonomy places the organism in Eukaryota, Viridiplantae, Streptophyta, Magnoliopsida, Lamiales, Oleaceae. Gene Ontology annotation, biological process: protein phosphorylation. The coding region runs from base 473 to 2380 and encodes 635 amino acids. The transcript is spliced from 3 exons. The record is from RefSeq and is a predicted model, not a curated record.
UCUCUGUCUGUUAAGAAAUGAACAGCAUUAUGCUCUCGUUAUCCUCUCUCUCUCUCUCAGACACUCCUUCUCAGUGUCAGUCGGUAGUUGAGUAAAUUGACGCAACUGACUUUCUCUCUCAAUUCUUUCUUUUCCAGCUCAUAAUCACUGCUGUCUUCAUUUUUUCUUCUGGAUCUGUAAAUUGAAUUCCCAUUGCGUGAAUCUUUGACUAAAGAAUGGUGUUUUUAAUGCUGUUGCAACACAGUUUGAGUCCUUUAAAACCCUCUAGUUCCAAUGCCUCCGGUUAAUGCAGUUUCAACAUUGCAACAAUCUGAGGUUUCGCCUCUCAAGUUCAGCAUUAUUGACAAAAUCCGUACAAAACCAAGAAAUUUUCCGAAAAAGAGAACAAAACCUUUCUGGGAUUCUCAGAAUGUUUCGAGAGUAACUGCGGUACCUGCAGCAAUUUUACAUUCAUGUCCCAGUGGAUUGCGUCAUGAAACUCUGCUCUAACCAUACAUUUCUUCCUUUCUUCUUUGUCACCUUGAGUCUUUUUCCUCUUGCACUCAGUGACUUGAACUCCGAUAAACAAGCCCUUCUAGCAUUUGCUGCUGCUGUGCCACAUGGUAGGAGGCUUGACUGGAAUCCUGCUACCCCAGUCUGCAAUUCUUGGAUUGGAGUCACUUGUACCCCGGGUUAUAACAAUGUGAUUAAUCUGCGACUUCCUGGCAUUGGACUUGCAGGUCCAAUUCCGGCCAACACCCUCGGAAAGUUGGAUGCUUUGAGGAUUCUCAGUCUUCGCUCCAAUCUCCUUAGCGGUAAUCUGCCUCGUGAUAUUCUAUCACUUCCCUCUCUCCGUUUGCUCUUCCUCCAACAUAAUAACUUCUCUGGUGAUAUUCCAGCAACCUUUCCCCCUCAACUUACUGUCUUGGAUCUCUCAUUCAAUUCAUUUCAGGGAAAAAUUCCACAAACAAUUCAGAAUUUGACUCAACUUACUACUUUGAGCCUUCAGAACAAUUCUCUUUCUGGAUCAACUCCCAAUCUAUCCCCACAACUCAAACGUUUGAACAUAAGCAACAACCAUCUUAAUGGCUCUAUUCCUUCGUCUCUACAGAAGUUCCCAAAUUCUUCAUUCACUGGUAAUUCCUUAUGUGGGCCACCACUAGAUUCUUGUUCACCUUCUCUUCCGCCUGCUUCUUCCCCGAGCAUUUUUUCACCUCCCUCAAAUGUCCCUCAGAAGCGAAGUUCUAAGAAAAAACUUGCUUUAGGAGCUAUUAUUGCUAUUGCAGUUGGAGGGACUGUAGUGCUAUUUCUUUUAGCACUAGUUUUAUUCCUGCGCUACUUUAAGAGAAAGCAAAGUGAGGACAGUCCGGUGCCAAAAGUUAAGCCUUCUCGUGGUGGGAGUCGAGAAAAACCAAGCGAGGAGUUUGGCAGUGGGGUGCAAGAACCCGAGAAGAACAAGUUGAUAUUCUUUGAGGGCUGUUCUUUCAACUUUGAUCUCGAGGACUUGUUACGGGCCUCUGCUGAAGUCCUUGGAAAGGGUAGUUUUGGGACAGCAUAUAAGGCAGUCUUAGAGGAGGCGACAACAGUGGUCGUGAAAAGGUUGAAAGAGGUAAUUGUGGGGAAGAAGGACUUCGAACAGCAGAUGGAAAUAAUCGGGAGUGUGGGCCGGCAUCCCAAUGUUGUACCUUUACGGGCUUAUUACUACUCCAAGGAUGAGAAGCUCCUAGUCUAUGACUAUUUUUCAAAUGGCAGCCUGGCAACUCUCUUGCACGGAAACAAGGUCGCCGGGAAAACACCUCUAGAUUGGGCUACAAGAGUCAAAAUAUCCCUAGGAGCAGCAAGGGGCAUUGCUCAUACCCAUUCUGCAGGUGGUGCUAAAUUUACUCAUGGAAACAUCAAGGCAUCGAACGUCCUCGUGAAUCAAGAUCUAGAUGGUUGUGUAUCUGAUCUCGGGUUAGCCCCUCUCAUGAACACUCCUGCCACUUCAUCUCGACAGGCAGGAUACCGUGCUCCUGAGGUAAUCGAAACUCGGAAACAUACUCACAAAUCAGAUGUGUAUAGCUUUGGUGUCGUACUACUUGAAAUGCUUACUGGAAAACAACCUAUUCAAUCACCGGGACGAGAUGAUAUUGUCGAUCUUCCGAGAUGGGUUCAGUCAGUUGUCAGGGAAGAAUGGACGGCUGAAGUUUUCGACGUUGAGUUAAUGAGGUUCCAAAACUCCGAAGAAGAGAUGGUGCAGAUGCUGCAAAUCGCCAUGGCAUGUGUUGCAAAGGUUCCGGACAUGCGACCAAACAUGGACGAAGUCAUUAAAAUGAUCGAAGAAGUCCGACUAUCCGACUCAGAGAAUCGACCAUCUUCAGAAGAGAAUAAAUCCAAGGACUCCAAUGUGCAGACCCCUUGAUUCUUUUCUAAUCAUUAUUCACUUAUUUCUACUUGACCUUUUCUUUUCUUUUUCAAAUUCUGAUAAAUCAGCUGAUUCAAAACCCUGUUUGAACAUACAUUCAUGCUUGUAUGGCUAGUGAGAGUGAAUUUGUCCA